AGGCCAUUAAGUUAAGCAAACUAGUAGAGGAGGAACGGCUAAAAAAAUUAGAACAUGAGCGCCGUCAACUAGAGGAGCUCCGGGAGCGACAAAAAUAGGAUCUACGAGAGUCACUGGCCACAAUAGUUACCGGCACCGAUAUGCCACAUCAAAAAUUAUUUGAUUUGAAAACACUACUAAUAGACUAUGAACGAGACAGUGGACAGUCGAUAUACGAUGGCUAUCAAACCAGACAGUUCAGGAACAGUUCGGUCAACGAUAUGUCAAAACUGAUUCUAUGUAUUAUUAGAGGACUGGGAGGACAGGUAUCAAUGAAUGUGGUGGCCUCGUAUUUUGCCGAUCAUUUGGCCCGUAUUUGUUUGGAAUUUAAUCACAAAAACUACUUGAAAUUGUAUGACCCAACUGUCCAUCGACGUGAUCCCGAAGCACAGAUGACUCACGAGGCACUGGACGAUAAACUAGUAUGUGUUCAUAUCAAAGGUGAUGGUAAUUGUUUGUGGUCUUCGGUUAGCACUUCUAUGUACGGCUCCGAUGAAUACAUGGAAUCCCUGCGCCUGUUGACAGCAUUAACAUUAUUAGACUAUCGGUCAAGUUUUGAAAAGUUAUACAAAUCGGACAUACCCUACGAUGAACUCAUUGAAAAAGCUGUCACACUUCAGGAAUUGGGUCACGCGGUGCACAUACAGGCUCUGUCGCUGGCACUGCACCGGCCUAUCUAUAUGUACAGUUCAUUUGAAUCAUUGGUCGAACCCUAUCGCCAGACCUAUGAUCAGCUACGGGAGUCGUAUGAGUCUAAAUCUAUUCACAAUCAUAUGAGGUUUUUGGCUGAUGGUAGCUAUGAGGAUAAGUGUUGUAAUGCCUAA
Oppia nitens is the source of this 863-nucleotide messenger RNA. RefSeq lists its product as uncharacterized. Gene Ontology annotation, biological process: protein deubiquitination. The coding region runs from base 141 to 863 and encodes 240 amino acids. Gene Ontology annotation, molecular function: cysteine-type deubiquitinase activity. The transcript has 3 exons. NCBI's taxonomy places the organism in Eukaryota, Metazoa, Arthropoda, Arachnida, Sarcoptiformes, Oppiidae. The record is from RefSeq and is a predicted model, not a curated record.